Molecule: messenger RNA, 2166 nt
Organism: Oncorhynchus kisutch (coho salmon)
Lineage: Eukaryota; Metazoa; Chordata; Actinopteri; Salmoniformes; Salmonidae
Product: serine--tRNA ligase, cytoplasmic
Exons: 11
Coding region: 157-1704 (515 amino acids)
Biological process (GO): seryl-tRNA aminoacylation
Molecular function (GO): serine-tRNA ligase activity; ATP binding
Source: RefSeq, a predicted model, not a curated record
GGUGGCGGUAAUGCAACAUUCAUUGGAUGCCAUCCACCGUUAAAUCUCAUCGAAGAAGGAAGUGACGAAAUCGUUUGUGCCGCUGGUUCUUUUCACACCGGCUGCACCGUUGUUACUCUGCACCGUUUUUGACAGUCAUCAAAGCGUGGAAUCAUCAUGGUGCUCGAUUUAGACCAAUUUCGAACCGAUAAAGGCGGUGAUCCUGAUGUAAUCAGAGAAACUCAAAGAAAAAGGUUCAAAGAUGUGUCACUUGUGGAUAAACUAGUACACGCAGACACAGAAUGGAGAAAAUGUCGUUUCACUGCCGACAACCUCAACAAGGCAAAGAAUUUAUGCAGCAAGACAGUUGGAGAGAAAAUGAAGAAGAGGGAGCCAGUUGGGGAUGAUGAUGAUUCUGUCCCAGACGACGCCCAGAACUUGGAGGCCCUAACGGCAGACACACUAUCGCCCCUCACGGUCACCCAGAUCAAGAAGGUCCGUCUGCUUGUAGAUGAGGCAGUGCAGAAAUCUGACGGUGAGAGGGUAAAGCUGGAGGAAGAGCGCUUUCAAUACCUGCGAGAGAUCGGCAACCUCCUGCAUCCAUCUGUGCCCAUCAGUAAUGAUGAGGAUGCUGAUAACAAAGUGGAGCGCACCUGGGGAGACUGUACUGUGCAGAAGAAGUAUUCCCACGUAGACCUGGUAGUCAUGAUCGAUGGCUACGACGGAGAGAAAGGAGCUAUAGUGGCUGGGAGCCGUGGCUACUUCCUCAAAGGGCCGCUAGUUUUCCUGGAGCAGGCAUUGAUCAAUUAUGCUCUGCGGAUGCUCCACAGCAAGAACUACCAAAUGCUCUACACCCCCUUCUUCAUGAGGAAAGAGGUCAUGCAGGAGGUGGCUCAGCUCAGCCAGUUUGAUGAUGAACUUUACAAGGUGAUUGGGAAGAGCAGUGAGAAAUCUGAGGAUGCAGCCAUAGAUGAGAAGUACCUGAUUGCCACCUCAGAGCAGCCCAUCGCAGCCUUCCUGAGAGACGAGUGGCUGAAGCCAGAGGAUCUGCCAAUGCGCUACGCCGGCCUCUCCACCUGCUUCAGACAGGAAGUGGGUUCCCACGGGCGUGACACCCGAGGCAUCUUCAGGGUGCACCAGUUUGAGAAGAUAGAGCAGUUUGUUUUUGCCUCUCCUCAUGACAACAAGUCCUGGGAGAUGAUGGAUGAGAUGAUUGGGACGGCUGAAGAGUUCUACCAGACACUAGGGAUCCCCUACCGCAUCAUCAACAUAGUCUCAGGUGCUCUGAACCAUGCAGCCAGUAAGAAGCUGGACUUGGAGGCCUGGUUCCCAGGCUCUGCAGCCUUCAGAGAGCUGGUCUCCUGCUCCAACUGUUUAGACUACCAGGCCCGUCGGCUGCGUAUCCGCUACGGACAGACCAAAAAGAUGAUGGACAAGACUGACUAUGUGCACAUGCUCAACGCAACCAUGUGUGCCACCACACGUGUAAUGUGUGCUAUCCUGGAGACGUACCAGACCGAAGAGGGUGUGGUCAUUCCAGAGGUACUCCGGAACUUCAUGCCUCCAGGUAUGACAGAGAUGCUGAAGUUUGUGAAGCCUGCGCCUAUUGACGUGGAGACGUCCAAGAAGCAGAAGAAGCAGCAGGAUGGAGGGAAGAAGAAGAAACAGGGAGGUGGAGACCAGCUCCAGAACCAAGUGGAGAACAUGUCUGUCAACGAUUCUUAGACACCAUCAUCAUUCCUAUCCUUAAGUUCCCGUCACUUAUUAUCACAGAGCCCUGUCCUACUGUAGAACCAGAGGACUUUGGAAAAGGGAAAGGCCAUUGGCGUUGUUAGGGAAACAGCUUGGGGGUAAUGUUGGGUCUGCUGCAUGCAAUUAUCGUCACUAAGAUCCAAACAAAGUCUAUCAAGUCUGAACUCUGGAAUUCUGUUAAAUUUCGUUUGAAGCAAACAUGCGACAUCUUGUAUAUAAGGUGCUUUAAGAAAUAGGGUUGCUUUGAUGUUCUGAACUCAAUUUUAAUUAUCUUAUUGCACAUCACCAUAAAUCGCACAUGUAAUCUGGACCCAUUUUUUUCCUACAUUGUUGCUUGCCUUGAGGUCAUUUGCUUCUAAUUACGUCUGUAUGUACUAUUGUAAGACGAGGCAUUGAUAAAGUGGUGCGCUGUAACGAUACAAAAUCUGAAUGACA